UAUUACAACGGCUUUGAGCUUUUGUCACGUGAUCUGCUGUUUGGCUAAAAGUGUAGGGCGGAGAAGAGACGCGUUCUAAAGUUUAUUUAACAUUCUAGUUAAAAUCCGGAGUUUUUUCUACAUUCUAUUUACACAAAAAUGGCAUUCUGUAGCUUUCGAGGAGGUGAAGUAUUUAAAAAUCACUUUGAACCUGGUAUAUACGUGUGUGCCAAAUGUGGCUACGAGCUGUUUUCCAGUAUAUGCAAAUACGAGCAUUCGUCCCCGUGGCCGGCCUUCACCCAGACUGUCCACGAAGACAGCGUGUCCAAGUAUGCAGAAAGAAGGGAUGCCCUUAAGGUUUCCUGUGGAAAGUGUGGGAAUGGUCUGGGCCACGAGUUUCUAAAUGAUGGUCCCAAACGCGGGCAGUCACGUUUCUGAAUAUUCAGCAGCUCGCUGAAGUUUGUCCCCAAAGAUAAAGUCGAUGGUGCUUUGGUGGGACAGUAAGGCGAGCGCUAUUACCCAGAUUUGAAGAACGUCAAUAGAAACAUGAGCGUCUUGUGCUUUGGAAGUGCUUAAUCAGUAUAUGAAGUACUCUGGGUAAACCCCAUUAGGGACAGCUAUGGUAUGGAUGAAGCGUUGAUUACACUUCACGAGUUUAAGAUGUUCUUUACCUAACAUAUGCAGAUCAUACAAUUAUUUUCCAACCUGAAUUUAAUGCACAGUCUCUACAUUUUAAAAGUGGAUACAAAAUGUUCUCACCUUUAGGAAAUCAUACUGUUUUUAACUAUUCAAUAACUCAGGAAACGCUUACUUAAAAUCAUGGGCACAUUUGUAAAAAUAAUGGGCAACAGUAGCUAUACCUAAUAAAAUAUACUGAUAAACAAUGACCUGGUACAAUAGCAAUACACGUAUACCAUGCUGUGCCACGUUUAGUGGGAGAACAUCUGGAAAUGUCCUGAACGGUUUGUGUUUUUGCUAGCGUAUCUAUCUUGCAACAUAAUGCAAAUUAUUAUUUUAAUACAUGUUUUGUCUUUCAUACUUAAAAAAAAAAAAAAAAAAAAAAUAUAUAUAUAUAUAUAUAUGUAUAUAUAUUAUUUUUUUUUUUUUUGAGUAGGAACACAUUUACAUAAUCAAUGUUGAUGGGUCAGACUACAGUUUUUAAAAAGGAUAAGCUUUAUUUAAUGCAUUCAAUUUUUUUUUUUUUUUUUAAAUGUGCACGUCUAACUCUUGUCUCUAACCUUACUUAUUGUAGCACUACCAAAAAAAAAAAAAAAAAAGUCAAAGUUCCUAAUUAAAAUGCUUUUUAAAACACAUUCAUGUUUCACUUGUGAUAAUAUUGUAAAGUGCAAUUUUGGUCUUUUCUGGUCGCAGGAUUGUGGUUGCAUUAUUAGAUACGCAGGUACAGGAGGCUGUGUGUUCCAGUGGUUAAAGAAAAGGGCUUGUAACCAGGAAGACCCCGGUUCAAAUCCCACCUCAGCCACUAACUCAUUGUGUGUGACCCUGAGCAAGUCACUUAACCUCCUUGUGCUCCGUCUUUCAGGUGAGACGUAAUUGUAAGUGACUCUGCAGCUGAUGCAUAGUUCACACACCCUAGUCUCUGUAAGUCGCCUUGGAUAAAGGCGUCUGCUAAAUAAACAAAUAAUAAUAAUAAAAGUAUGAUAUAGCACAAGCAGGCCUUAAUAGGCUAAGACUAGUAUUAAUAGAGCGUGUUUCCUCAUACUGUAACUUGGGACAGGGUAUCUUCUCCAUGUGGUACUUGAGCAAAUUGAACAAAGGCUUACAUUAUAGCCAUGCAUUUGUAUCACCAACAAACAAAUGUGUUCGAGAAAAUCAUGAAACACUCAUGUAUGUAAAACUAGCUUGAGUUUUCAGUUUUGCUUUGCUCUACUCUAUUCAUUUUGAAACACUGGAAUAAAAACUGUCAUACAAUAUCUAAUAAAAGCUAUUGACUGUUUUGUUCUUAC
This is a messenger RNA of Acipenser ruthenus (sterlet), 1943 nucleotides long. Its product is annotated as methionine-R-sulfoxide reductase B1-like. The record is from RefSeq and is a predicted model, not a curated record. Lineage: Eukaryota; Metazoa; Chordata; Actinopteri; Acipenseriformes; Acipenseridae. Gene Ontology annotation, molecular function: peptide-methionine (R)-S-oxide reductase activity. The transcript has 4 exons.